Molecule: messenger RNA, 562 nt
Organism: Aspergillus aculeatus ATCC 16872
Lineage: Eukaryota; Fungi; Ascomycota; Eurotiomycetes; Eurotiales; Aspergillaceae
Exons: 2
Coding region: 80-370 (96 amino acids)
Source: RefSeq, a predicted model, not a curated record
CAGUCCGUUCUGCUUGAUAUACACACGAGACCUCCCCCCCCUCUCAACCCAGCCUCUUCCCAGUGUAUUCCACCCAAAAAUGAAACCAACAACCCUCCUCCUCACCACCCUCCUAGCCCUAGCCACCGGCACCCUCGCCGACAAAACCUGCACCCCGAGUUUCGAUUACUGCGCCAAUAAGCUGUUGAGUUCGAAGGGAUUCACGGAGAAUGACCUCAAGACGGCACUGCAGGGGACGGGGCUGGAGAAUGACGAUCUAGCGGAUAUCUUGUUCCAUUGCAAGAAUCCGGGGGAUGUGGGGCAUGCGCAGCUGUGUCCGGGGGGUUGUAAGGAUCCGGCGACGGAGGGGAGUCAUGGAUGUUCUGGGUGAUUUUUCUUUUGUCUUGACUUGAGGGAGGGGGUGAGGGGUGGAGGAUGGGAGAGGGUGUGUAGUGUAAGGUGAGGGUUGGGUGUAUAUGGCUGGGCUUGUUGUGGCGUGGUGGUGUUGCUAUGCAAUACGGAGAAUACACUGUUCUAUCUGGGGGAUUAUCAAGGUGGAAUUGAGACUCUUGUUGCUUUUGGU